ACUGGGACUGACAGCAGCUCUACUGUUUUUUUAUUCAUUCUAUCUUCGCAUUGUUAAAAAAUAUUGCUGUGAUAGAGAGAGGAGUUCUGAAUCACCUGGGACACCUUUGGAUCUACGGGCAGAAUGACUGUGUUAGAUGUUGGAGGUUUUGGGCUGCACUCUGACAUCUUAUGCUUACUUUUGUUCUAUGCUUCACAGAACACAUUUUAUCUACUCUCAGAACCCAGGGAAUCACUGACUGAAAUGUAUACUACUCCUCGUGAAAAGUAGGGUGGGAGCCUUCAGUUAUUUUUGUUGUUUAGUCAGUUAGUUAUUAUUAGUUAUCUUUUGUGGAACGAGCUUCCACUUUCAGUCCGGGGGGGAAGACACAGUCAGCUCCUUUUAGAUAAAGCUUAAGACUUUCCUCUGUGAUAUCGCUUAUAGUUAGGGCUGGCUCAGGUUGGCCUGGACCAGCCCUUAGUCAAGCUGCUAUAGGCCUAGACUGCCGGGGGAUUUCUUAGGACACAGUAAACUCCUCUCUCUCGCUUUGUCCUUCUACAAUAAUCCACGUCUCAUUAAUGCACAUCUCUAAUUCAACUUCUUCACCACAGUUUUUGUGCUUUCUCGUCCCGCAGGUUUUCGUAGAUCGUGGUGCGGCCAAUCAACCUUUUGUCUCCUAAACGACGGGGGAGUGGAGUAGAGGUUAAAUUCCCCUUCCUAGACCUGAGCCAGCGUGCAUCUCUUCUACAAGGCCAUCGGACAUCCAGGCGACCUGAAAUGGGACUAAGUAUCUUUUUCUUUAAUCCAAGCUAGUCUGCUAAAUGUGUUGUUGAUUCUACUGUCUUACAGUAAUACAUUACUAGCUACUAGUGUUAACAGUCAGAGGACGGCUCGCAUACCGUUAGUUUGUUCGACUGUAUCACUUAUUCAACCGUCCUUUUACGCAAUAGAAAAACGAUUCAACGGCUGUCGGGGCAAAUUGGCAUCCGCUGUGGAGGUGUUUAGCUACACCCGAGCUACUUGCAGCCAUUGAUUCACUCGACCCAUCCUUGGCCGCUCUCUUCUUCCCUCUCUCUCUACACACUGGCUGCGUGGCGAGUCUGUUUACAGUUAAACAGUUCAAGCUUACACACGCCUGCUAGAAACAGGACCGACGGCUAUUUGUCACGACACACACAAGCAUCGGAAGCGUUUCCAGGCAAAAUUGAAAACCGUCAAUACUGCCGACGUUGUCUUUGCUGUAAUCAAAUCAGUAUAUAUUUAUGUGUAACAUGAAGUAUACUGCUUGAGUGCAGUAAAUCAAUGGGAAACAUGCAUGUGUCCAGACAAGGCUAGCAGCAGCAGCGCCGCGUCAGACACGUUUCUGGUGUGAAAAGACAGAAAAAUCCACGCAGCCGACACGCAACACAAAUGCCACGCCGGCAGUGUGUAACCGGCCUCACACACGCUUGUGUACAUGCCGGUUUUCUCUGUAACACAGGUGUUGUUUCGGUUUUAUUUCCUUAUUGUAUUUAACAGUGACAUUGUUGUGCUGAGUUGUUGACCUAAACAGUUUCUUGUUUUACAGAUUCUUGUGGUGUGAGGAUGCUGUGGAAGUGCAGCCCUGGAGGCCUGUAAAGACUUGGUUGAUGAAAUGCAGAAGAGAACACCAAAUGGACCUCUUGUGAAACAGAAGACGGAUCAGACGUUUGCUCUGAGAAGAAAAGAGGGAGUGGAGUCAGAACCUGCCACGAUGGUGAGACGCUGGCCUGCCCUUUUCACUGAAGAUCAAGUCUUCAUGGAGUUCAGCAGGAUUGUGGGCAAGAACCUCAAGACGGAAUUCUAUGAGAGCAUCGACCGGCACAGUCCUCGUCUCCUCGAGUUAUUUGGAUCCAAGAGAGGGAAUGUUGGACAGACCAAUAAGACUACAGAGCCAACUGAGUGUCAGAGGGCUUCCUAUCAUCCUGGGGACAACCCCACAGACUUCUUCAAAGGAGGCUUUGAAUCUGACGAUGAGGAUUCUUUUUGUGACCCAGACAUUGGGAUACUUCUUAUUGAGCGUGAAGGUGCUGUGCUCACAUCCUCCCAGCAUCUCAGUCCAGCCUCGUUGGAAAUCAUCAUUGAGGGAGAAGUCGUGAUGGACAACAUUCAAGAUCUGCCAAAAGCAAUGUGCAUUCUGUUUGGACUCAUGUAUGCACUCCAUCUUAACUACCCCAAGACUAUGAAGCUCACAUUUCAGUUCAUCCAACAGGUAUGGCUCUUGUUAGGCCACACUGACCUAAAGCCAAAGCUACAGACUUUGAAAAAUCAGCUCGCAAUGUAAAGAGAUGUCAAGUCUACUUUUAAGAAACUGUUGACUAUUUUUUUUUCUUACCUGUGGGGUAAACCUUCUUAUUUUCUGUAAAACUGGUGGACAAACAGACGCAUAAAACGCAGACACACACACACAGACACACACAACACCCACACACCUAUACACACUUACGUUUUGUGGGACGCGUGCUAAAGGGUGUGACUUGUGUGACAAUUUAAACUGAGCGGAGUUGUAGCGGAAGGACACAGGACAUAUUAUAUUUGAUACAUGUUUCAGUUCUUCAUCAGUCUAUGCAGAUGGAAUUAUUAUUGUUCUGAUAUGAUAGUCUGUUGGUUCAUGCUCUGGCCUCCCUUCAUUGAGGCAGAUGAAACGGAUCCUUUUUGUGAUUAGCUGUGUUUGGCCAUUUUUCUUAAAAGUAAAAUGCAUUGGAGCAUUUACAGGUGUUUCUGUUUUUUUAAUCUAAUUUAAUUGAAACAAUAUUUAAAAACCAAUCAAAAGCAAAUUAAAUUAGAGGAAAAUACAAUAAUUGUGUUAAAUGAUGAGUAGCAAUAACAAGUCAUAAUAGCUAGUUUUAUCUAAUGAUUUUGAGUACACACUACUAAUAAAUAUAAAUACUAAA
Molecule: messenger RNA, 2891 nt
Organism: Gasterosteus aculeatus aculeatus (three-spined stickleback)
Lineage: Eukaryota; Metazoa; Chordata; Actinopteri; Perciformes; Gasterosteidae
Source: RefSeq, a predicted model, not a curated record